AUGUGCUUACUGCAAAAUAUGCGGCGAUGUUUCUAUUCAUUGCUAAUGCAUUCCUAUUCGGCAUUUAUCUCGUUAUCUUACUUGUUUCCAUGGAAUACAUUACAUUUAUUUCGAUUGGUGUUUGGUACUUACUUAAACGACAUUGGAUUGCAAACAACAUCGCUUUGGCAUCGCCUUUUCAAUAAAGUUUUAAAUGGAAUUAUUCUACUUGGUGACCUCUGCAUUUAUGAUAUCUUCGGAUUUUUGGAACCGACGUUAUGA
This is a messenger RNA of Adineta ricciae, 261 nucleotides long. The record is from the annotation of a GenBank genome assembly. Lineage: Eukaryota; Metazoa; Rotifera; Eurotatoria; Adinetida; Adinetidae.